Molecule: messenger RNA, 4046 nt
Organism: Oncorhynchus mykiss (rainbow trout)
Lineage: Eukaryota; Metazoa; Chordata; Actinopteri; Salmoniformes; Salmonidae
Product: transcriptional regulator Kaiso
Biological process (GO): regulation of transcription by RNA polymerase II
Molecular function (GO): RNA polymerase II cis-regulatory region sequence-specific DNA binding; DNA-binding transcription factor activity, RNA polymerase II-specific; protein binding
Source: RefSeq, a predicted model, not a curated record
CAAUGGAUUUUUUUCUAUAGUUUACCACACGUACUGUAGGUGGCGCCAGGCACCUCUAAGGACUGUUUGGGGACCGCAAUAAUACCAUAAAAGAAGAAAAUACUUCGUUUGGAAAGAACAAUCAAUCAUAAGGCUUGGCGCUGCAGGGAUGUCGGGCCUAAAGCUGAUCUCUGCAACUGACACCCGGUAUUCAGGAACGGUGCUGAAGUCGAUGAAUAGACAGCGGAAUAAUGGAUUGUUCUGUGAUGUCACCAUAAUUAUACAGGACCGUAAAUUUAGAGCACACAAAAACAUCUUGUCCGCGUCAAGUACUUAUUUCCACCAACUCUUCUCAGUGGCUGGACAGGUGAUCGAGUUGAAUUUCAUCAAGGCGGAAAUCUUUGAGGAAAUCCUGAAUUACAUUUACAGUUCCAAAAUUGUCCGCAUUCGUUCCGACAUGCUCAAUGAGCUUAUCAAUGCUGGGCAGGUGUUGGGCGUGAAGUUCAUUGCGAAUCUAGGCGUACCGCUCUCACAAGUCAAGGGCUUACCUGGCCUGUCCAAAGACACAGAACACAAUGAAGUAAGCUCCGUGGAGAAAAGCAGUACAGACUCAAUGGGGAUGAUGCCUAUUGUCACCGAGUCCUUUUCACUGUCUGCAGAGGAGUUCAGUCAAACUGACAAAAGUGCAAACAAGGAUCAGGACUCGGACGAAGACGACAUUAUGUUUGUAUCCGAAACGGACGCCACCAAGAAAUGCAAGCCCUGCGAAAUCAUCGAUUUGGAUGGACCCAAUACAGAGGAAGACUCUGUGACAAAGCAACCGGGAGAGGCCAGACCCGCUUUGACAAAGGACCAAGAGAAAACAGUCAAAGCAGCUCCGCACCUCAACAGCUCCUCGCAGACCUUGCAAGGCCAAACUCCUCUGAUCAGACCCAUGGUGUCCCCUGACACAAGCUCAAAUAUUGCGUCUUCACCCGCUGGAGCCUCCUCUUGCAGCACACCCACUACGCCGGCUAGAAUUGGCACUUUCACCCCCGAACCCAUCAGCACCUCCCUGCCCUCAGAAAACAACAAGAUAAUAGGAAUCCACAAGAAGCAGGUUACACUAGCUCGACAGAGUGACUUAAAAAUCAAGCUCUCGGCCCUUAAGUCACCUGGCGGAUUCAUCAACGAGGCAGGCCUCAACAUUCCCCAAAUAUCCGCCACCACAAAAAAGACGAUAACAUUAGAUAAAGCCUCAGAGAUCGACUCGUUUUCUCCAGGCUGCAAGGUGUAUGCCAAUAUUGGGGAAAACACAUAUGACAUUGUCCCCAUGAAGGACGACCCCGGGGAGGGAGACUCUAAAAACAGUAGAGGGGGAAAGAGGUCUCUGAUGGCUACCCCUCUUCAACCUUUCAACACCUCUCAACUGCCACAGGGUGCCACGAUCAAGAAGACCAAAACAGAGCAGCAAGAUCACUACGAGCUCAUCAUGGACGGGAAGACUUUCUUUGUGUGCAUGGUCUGCAAGCGUCCCUACGUGUGCUUGACGAGCCUCCGGCGCCACUUCAACACCCACUCCUGGGAGAAGAAGUACCCGUGCCACUACUGUGACAAGGUGUUUGCUCUGGCCGAGUAUCGGACCAAACACGAGAUCUACCACACAGGCGAGCGGAGGUACCAGUGCCUGCUGUGCAACGAGAUGUUAAUCAACUACCAGCUACUGUCGACUCACUGCAAACAGGCCCACAACCAGGACCCAUCCGGGAGGAAACAAAAGGACGACACCGACAACAACUUGUACCGCCUGCUCCCUUGCAAAACGGUGCAGUUCAAGACCUACUCAUAUGAGACAGACGAUUCAGAUUCACGAGGAGUCCCUAUUAUCCAAGAGGAUGGGAGCGUCCAGCACAUUAACCCUGGAAGGGGGCACCUGGCCAACCCACUACAGUUACAGUCCACCCAGGGCAAGAUGUUGAACUGGGAUGACAUCUUUGUGGAGCCUGAGGCACAGCCUGGAUCAGGUGCCCACCGGCCAGGGAGCCACCCUAUCCAAUCUCCCCCAGGCUCUUCUGAGUUUGAGUUUGUCAUACCAGAGACGUACUGAGCAGGGUGGCUCACCGCUCUGUGAUCUAUGCCUUGUCAGUGGGUCCCCUUAUUUGAAUUUUGUUUCCUGGAUCCACAUCGAAUGUUGUCUUUUUCAAAUGUUCAACAGUUGUUUUAGCUAAACUGUACAAAAAUAUAAACAUACAACAAUUUCAAAUGUUGUACUGAGUUACAGUUCAUAUAAGGAAAUCAAUCAAUUGAAAUAAAUUCAUUAGGCUCUAAUCUAUGGAUUUCACAUGACUGGGCAGGGCCAGCCAUGGGUGGGCCUGGGAGGGCAUAGGCCCACCCACUGGGGAGCCAGGACCAUCCAAUCAGAAAGUUUUUAUUACAAACAGAAAUACUCCUCAGCACCCUGUGACCACCCCCACCUCGCCCCCAUUCAGAUGAUCUGGCAGGUGAAGAAGCUGGAUGUGGAGGUCCUGGGCCGGCGUGGUUACACGUGGUUUGCGGUUGUGAGGCCGGUUGUACGUACUGACAAAUUCUCUAAAACGACAUUUGUGGCGGCUUAUGGUGGAAAAAUGAACAUUCAAUUCUCUGGCAACAGCUGGACAUUUCUGCAGUCAGCAUGCCAAUUGCACGUUCCCUCAACUUGAGACAUCUGUGGUAUUGUGUUGUGACAAAACUGCACAUUUUCAAAGUGGCCUUUUAUUGUCCCCAGCACAAGGUGCACCUGUGUAAUGAUCAUGCUAUUUAAUCAGCUUCUUGGUAUGCCACACCUGUCAGGUGGAUGGAUUAUCUUGGCAAAGGAGAAAUGCUAAAUAACAGGGAUGUAAACAAAUGUGUGCACAACAUUGUAGAGAAAUACGCUUUUGGUGCUUAUAAACAAUAUUCUGAGAUUUGUUAUUUAAUCUCAUGAAACACAGGACCAACACUUUACAUCUUGUGUUCAUAUUUUUGUUAAGUGUAGUUGUUUUUAGGAAAUUCCUAUGUGCUCUAGCUAGCCCAUCCGGAGUGUAAUGUGACUUUUGUUCUUAUCAAGCUCUUGUCAUUGAACUAUGUAUUGGCGCUCAUUGUAUUUCUACUUACCCCUUUUUAUGGUAAAUAUUUGUGAGUACUCUGUCUGGAGUGCCCAUGCAGUUCAACAGAAGGACCCUAAAUCUAGGCAUACACAUUUAUUUAUUGUUAGAUCUUUAUUUUUUUAUGAAAUAUAUUUUUUUAUCGGGAGUCAAAUUACCUUAUGCCUUUCGGGAGAUAAAAUGUACAGUGGUGCUGAAUGGUAACAGUUGAUGUUUGUUGUUUGAACAGAGAUUGGAUCAGGAUGCUGGAUAUUGAUGGAAUUAAUGGAUGUCAUUCAUCCCUUUGUUUUCUGAAAUCCACACUUUUUAAUUAAACUUUAAUUAAAAACAACCACCGACUCUUUCCUCAUUGCUGUUGCUAUAAGAUGAAUCUCAACAAGGAAACAGUCAGUGGUUGUAUUUGAUUCACAUUUUAUUAAAAAGUAUGGAUUUCAGAAAACAAAGAAAGGCACACAACUACAGAGGACAAACAUAGGUACAAGGUAAGUAUUUCAUAAUUACAUUUUUUAAAGUAUUGAUCCACAAAGCCUGGUCUCUGCUUUACUCCGUUGGUGGAGUUCAUCAGAAACUUCCUUCACCAUGGAGUUGAGUUUAGUCAGCUACCUCCUACUCUGUAUGUAUACAGUUUGCCUACAUAGGAAUCAUGUAACUUGAAAACCAUUUAUUUCUGUUAUGAAAUAGCACCUAGUGCAGGAUUGUUCUGUAGAUCAUUCUUUUGUUAUGUCCCUUCCCCUUGUCAGUAUGUAUUUGAAUUGAGUUAGACUGUGGAGAGCUAACUUGACAUUUUAUACUGCUUCAUUAUGUCCUUCACUGACAACUUUUAUGGCAAAAAAACCUUACACAAUUAACAGUGGUGUAACUUGUACAUAAUUGUGACCUUUUUCACUUGAAAAUGUUUCUGUUUUAAAAACGUAUUUAUUAGGUAUAGUGCUAAACAAAUGUUAAUAAAGAUUUUUUUGUUUUAAA